This is a messenger RNA of Fukomys damarensis (Damara mole-rat), 3387 nucleotides long. RefSeq names its product fucose mutarotase (gene Fuom). The transcript is spliced from 6 exons. The record is from RefSeq and is a predicted model, not a curated record. NCBI's taxonomy places the organism in Eukaryota, Metazoa, Chordata, Mammalia, Rodentia, Bathyergidae. Gene Ontology annotation, molecular function: racemase and epimerase activity, acting on carbohydrates and derivatives; fucose binding. Gene Ontology annotation, biological process: fucose metabolic process.
CCCCGCCCAGUCCGCAGAUAUGGUGGUGCUGAAAGGCGUCCCUGCGCUACUGUCUCCAGAGUUGCUGUAUGCUUUGGCGCGCAUGGGGCACGGAGACGAGAUUGACGCUAACUUCCCCACCUCCUCCAUCUGUCAGUGUGGGCCUGUGGAGAUCCGGGCAGAUGGCUUGGGCACCCAGAAGCUCCUGGAAGCUGUGUUGAAGCUGCUGCCCCUGGACACCUAUGUGGAGAGCCCGGCUGCUGUCAUGGAGCUGGUGCCCAGCGACAAGGAGAGGGGCCUGCAGACCCCAGUGUGGAAAGAUUAUGAGAUCCUCCUGCUCCAGGCUGGCUGCACGGGAUCCCUGGCGAAGAUAGAGAGAUUUGAGUUUUAUGAAUGAGCCAAAAAGGCUUUUGCUGUUGUUGCAACAGGGGAGACAGCACUGUAUGGAAACAUCCUCAAGAAGGGGACAAUUGCCCUGGGUUCCCAGUCUGAGGCCUGGUGAAGACUACUCUGAGGGGAGAAGAAUCGACAAUGCCACGGGCCUACCCACAGCAGCACCGGACCUGGGCCUCAGCCAGGGUCUCAAGGUGCCGGUGGGUUUUGAGGGACCCUCCCAACUGAGACUGAAAUUUUUAAAAAUGAUUUUUAAAAAUGAUGGAAAAACGGGGCACUAUCGACAUUCAAUCGAAAGACUGUUCUCCCUCCCAGAUUUGUUUGAAGCUGAGCUCAGGGAGGCUCCUGGUUCCUCAGAGAGUAGACACCACCCGCUCCUGAUGAAUGCUCAGGUGGAAAUCUUUGUGUGAAAUGAGGCCUGGGGGCAGGCAAGAGUGCCUGGCAGGGAAGCCAGAGGUGGGUGCAGUGACUGACUGGCCGCUGAAGGAGAAUGGAGGCUUCUAUGCCACCAACUGCUCAAGAUUCAGACGCAAGGUGGCUCUUGAUCAGGGGCACUCCCUCAGCCCCAAGCAGGGCUGGCCUACCACUUGGGGAGGGAAAAAAAUACAGGCGUGGUGAGGGGGUGUAUCCCGUGCUGCUGGGGAUGGUGCAGCCUACCAGGAAGACUAGAGAGGCCUGGGUGUGGGCUGGGCCUAUGAUCAGUAAGUGAAGCACUCACUGCAUGUGCCUGAGCAGCCAGGCGCCUUGUGCCUGGGGAUGAAACCAGAUGGAAUCUGCCUGCUUCCUACUUGAAGCCUUGAUUGUCCUGGGAGGUAAAGGACACCGUCGUGUAGUGCCCAGUGCAGGGCAGAGGGGCAGCAGGAUACAGCAGUGGACUAAAGGGGGUUGGUACCCAGAGGGUCAGUGAUGAUUUACCUUUGCAACAUUUGGACUGGGUCUCAAGCAAUGCAUUGUCCAGACCUGAGGUCCUCCCCUAGGCCAGGGCUAGCAAAGCUGUGACGUGAGUGCCACAGCGGGCAUGCAGAGCCUUCUCUGUCAAAACCAAGCAUUGAAUAAGAGUUGUUUUUCCUAAACUGGAGCCUCAGUGUUCAGGUUUAAUUGCAGUGUUGGCAUUUGGGGGUAAAAAGUGGGUUUAAGGCUGCAGUUUGGGCACCUGGUCUCUUAAGAGGUUCGCUGUCACUUCCCCCCAACUCUUCCUUCAGCCAUGUGGAUGCAGGAAGAAGAUGGGGCAGAUGGACAGUGGGAGCUGGUUUGGCUGGAGGCCCUCUCAGGGGUUAGGGAUAGUCACAGGCACCCAGGCCUACACUCCAGGGCCACAAGGAGUAGAGGGGCAGGCAAGCCAACUGGGUAGGGAUUUGGGGCCAGGCAUAAAGGAACCCCACCAAAGCCUGGCCAUAUACCUUGUUGACCAUCCCAUCUGCCCCUCUGGCAUGGCCCCUGUCCACCAGUCACUGUUGCCUAGUAAAGUGACUUUGCUUUCUGGCAAAGCACUCAGUCAGCACCACCCAAAUGGCUGGUUACCCAGCUGAUAUGAGAGGGAUGAAUGCAGAGACUGCAGUGAGAAUUUAAGAGGGGAAGAAGUUUGAAGGCUACCCCUACCCUCCCUGUUUCCAUGAGGUGCGUGAAGAAGGCCUGUCUCAGGCCUGUUUUGGAUUGAGAGACUUCCCCAGCGUCCCUCAGCCUGUUGUCCCCAGGUCUCAGGUUGCAAGGCAGAGUUAGCUUGUGCUUCCCUCUGUCUCGGUGGGCUGCUUGCCACGGUGGCAAACUCCUGAGUCCCAGGUUCCCUCUGCCUCUCCUGAACACAUCCAGUUAUGCGCUUCAGGAGCUGGAGGAAAUACCCACAGGACUGGCUCAAACAAGGUUAGAAAAAGGCAUGGCUGUGGAACUCCACCUUGGCCAGUGCCCACCUUCAGGCCUAGCAGAGGCUAGACUCUUGGAGCCUCAGAAAUUCACAGGUCUUCCACCUGCCUGGGACCUAGAGAAGGGAGUCAACAUGGGGCAGCCUAAAUCCCUGGCCUGGGUCUGAUUUUCUCAGGGGUGGUGGGCACUAGUCGCUGACCACCUGUGCCUGAGUUGCUCUGGUAGUGGCCCCUGGCCAUUUCUGACCUGACAUAGGAGUGACCUGGGAGGGGAGUGCUGUGAACACACAUAUACCUCAGGGAUUCAGGACCUCCUGAGAUUCUGUAGCCUCUGCUGACACUGCUCUGCUCUAUUGAUUCUGAGCUAACCACCCUGUCCUAGUUCUUAUAGGAUGACAGGUGAGGCACACUGAGGUGACAAUGGACCUGCUCUACCCUUAUCAGAGCAGGACCUUGAAGCUCACAGUCUUGGCCUUGGUGAGUUCAUCCAUAAUGGGAUAUGGACUCACUCAUAAUGUGGGGACCAGGCUCCUACUUUGUAGGGCUUGGAGGCAGGGAAGCACAUGUACCAUUCAUAUACUUGGGAGAGAAUGCUAGGGGACACAGCAAGUUCUAGGGCGUGUGAGGUCACCUGGACAAACACAGCAGCUGCAUGCCAGUCAGGGACAUCAGGAUCAAGAGUUGGUAGCAGAGCUGGUGAAUUUGUGUGGUUGAGGUCAGAGGGUUUGGCCCUAGGUACUUCUCCCUCACUGCAGAGCAUGGUUGCCAGGUGCCCCACUGUGUGCACAGUGUGAGAUAACUAGUGGCCUGUGCCUGUGCUAAAGCAUUGGGCCUGUUGAAAAGGUUCCUGCAGAAGGACUGGCAUCCCAGAUGGCUGGAUGGCCACCCACAAAAUUAGGACAACAUGUUUGCAUACCGGACCUAUGCUGGUCAAUUCACUUGAGCUUCUGUGUGCUUGCACCUGUCCACCUGAGCACAUGUAAUAUACCUACACAACUGUAUGCCUACAUGCCUGUCUAGCAGAGUACCUGUCCACCAGAGUGCCAAUUGUCUCAGCCUCCCUAGCCCUCUCUUUACCUGGGUCUCUUCUCUGCUUUCCCAGGGAGCCCAGGGCAAGUACACCUCCUUCCUGCUAGAAAGCAGGUUGGGAUCCAGG